Nilaparvata lugens (brown planthopper) is the source of this 1937-nucleotide messenger RNA. Its product is annotated as skin secretory protein xP2-like. Bases 412 to 1230 code for a protein of 272 amino acids. NCBI's taxonomy places the organism in Eukaryota, Metazoa, Arthropoda, Insecta, Hemiptera, Delphacidae. The transcript is spliced from 4 exons. The record is from RefSeq and is a predicted model, not a curated record.
AGCCUAAUGAUGUUCCGGGUCUGUCAUUAAUAAUUAUUGUGAAAGAUAACUCCUUUCAAGCUUUUCGACUGAUUCAUGCCACAAAAAUGUCAAAGAAGAAAGAAUUCAUAUGAAGACAUUACAGUAGGGAUUUUCUCCCGAUGAAUCAAUCAGGAGCACGCCUAUAUUCUGAAGCCUAUACUGGCACUCUUUGUUGAUAAAAUUAGAAUAACUGGUGCAGUUUAGUGAAGGAAUAUAUUAUUGACUAUUGUGGGGGUGCAUUAGUGAUCGGCUUACCUGCGAAUUUGUGCGUAAAUCAUCUUCUGUCUUUGUCUAGCCAAUAGGCCAGCUUGGUUCGUAUAAACAGUCACUCUUUAUCGCCUUCAGAACCAGUUCGUUUUCGCGAGUGAAGCUGCUAGCAUCGCUAUCAAGAUGUCGCAAAUUUAUAUUCUCCUUUUGUCGAUGGCUGUUGUCGGGAGCAGAGCACAAUUCUUCACUCCGACGUCGACCUCGUUCUCAAGUUCGGUGUCGAUUCCCGGCCAACAGCCCCUUGUCUACACUCACCAGACUGGGGCUGGAGGGGCUUCUGCCCUAGCCACCGCUCAGCAUCCCAACGGAUCAGUCUCACAGGUCGGAUCAAUUUCAGGGCCCCAUCGUAGGAGUCCUUUCGACAGGGAUGACUCAAGCCAGCAGAGGAUCCAGUCUGCUCCUCCGCCAUCUUUAUUUCAGCCAGUUAAUUUUGUGUCUCCUAAUGCUCCUGCUCCAUUGAUCUCAGCAGCAUCCUCAGCCCAAGCGGCCGCCCCAGCGCCCCCUCCCGGAGGCGUGACGUCAGCAUCAGCGGGCAGCCAAUUCUCGGCGUCCGCACAGCAGCAGUUCGCACCCUCGUCUGAAUACGGUCCGCCGGCCGAGGCUGGAGCACUAGUCGGCGCUUUCGCUCAGGCGGCCGCAGCUGCCAAAGCCCCCGAACCGAUCCUGGUCCGCGUACCGGCUUCCGAGUACGGCCUUCCCGGGACGCUGGUGGUCUCGAAGGGUGCAUCCCGGUCUCCCCCAGUUGCCGCGUCGGAGUCCUCUAGUCUGGAGCAUCUGGUGUUCGUGCCAGCUUUCGCUCCCGCUCCGGAAGGAUCCCCGCAGGCGGCCGCUCCUCCUCCGAUCAGUUCGUCAGGGUUCUUCCCUCCUGAGGGGGCCCUUCUUGCUCCCCCCGCGCCCGGGCCUUCACCCAGGGAAACACCUAGCCGACGGAUCAGAUUUUAAAUAAUUCAUUCCACAUGAGGAACACAAUACUAGUCCUGAGUUUUCUACAGUUCAUGAGGAUUCUUCCAGUCUUUGUUGAAUUUCCCGCUUCAUUAACCAGAUCGAACUUUUACAGACAUUAUAAUAAGUGCGACCAUAUUCAUGUAAUUCUGAUUCAGUGAUACACGUGGAUUGCGCAUAAUAGCCUUAGUCAAUUUAUCUCCGUGAUGACGAUGUGCAGACAGUAGAAAAAUGUAUUUGAAAAGUUGCCUACCAUUAAGAAACAAUCAAUUAUUGGGAUUUUAUUUUAAAUCGCUAUAUACUAUCCACUUAUUAUACUAAUAACUUUCAAUCAUUUUUUUGCUUGGACUGCCACAGGGGUCUACUUUGGGUUUCUUUCUAUGCCCUUCGUUCCGUGUAGUAGUGAUGUAUGCAGUACUUUAUUUUCACUCUCACCUGAGGAUAUAAUUACAUUUUUCUAUUGUAAAUUUACUGAAUUAAUGAUCUUUUAUGAUAUGCAUUCGAAUAUAGAAUGUUGCCAUGAAUUUUUCUAGAUCUUGUUUUUUAUCACAAAAUUAGCUAUCCUUCUAUUAGUCUACAUAGUCUAUAUUUCUAUCUAGAAUAUUAUGUAAUGAAUGGGAUAUUAUCCUGUAAAGUAUUGUAUAAUAUGUAGUAUUUUUGAUGUAUUGAAAAGUAAGAUAUCAGAAAUAAAUGAGGAAUAAUAUUGA